Entelurus aequoreus (snake pipefish) is the source of this 7699-nucleotide messenger RNA. RefSeq names its product Rho GTPase activating protein 23a (gene arhgap23a). Bases 765 to 5825 code for a protein of 1686 amino acids. The record is from RefSeq and is a predicted model, not a curated record. The transcript has 24 exons. NCBI's taxonomy places the organism in Eukaryota, Metazoa, Chordata, Actinopteri, Syngnathiformes, Syngnathidae. Gene Ontology annotation, biological process: signal transduction. Gene Ontology annotation, molecular function: protein binding.
UGGAUUAGUUUAUUUCAAAGGGGACAAUGCAAUUUCAUAAAACACAUGACUACUCAUGGUUAAAAAAGCCAGAAUUAGCCAGAAGGCUAGUUUUCAUCUGUAGUCCCCUGGCCAUGAUGUAAAAAAAGGCAGUAAUAUUGCAAUUUAAAAGAAAAAGAAAAGCAAAAGAGACAGAAAGAAAAAAAAGCAUACAAUACAUACACGAUAUAAAAAUACAAAGUAAAAUACAACAUCCCACCAUAACAUCUAUCUUAUUUAUAUUAUAAUAAAACUAAGAUAAACACAAGACCAGAUAUAAUAACAAAAAUAGUUUAAAAAUAAUUAAGAGACAAGAUGACGUUUGUUAUUGGAAAACGAGUCCACCUCUUUUGGGAAAAUUGUGCUUUACUUUGAAGGGCGGGUCACCCUAUUUCCGGUGCAUUUCCGGGUUAUUUGGCGCUGCUUCGCCUUGUGCAGCGGACGAAUUUCGGCGAACAACGGAUGAAGUCUGGCGGAAGGAGAAGACUGAGAAGAAAAAGAAGUAGAGACGGAGGGGGCGGAGGACGCGAUGGAGGGGGAGCUCCCUGAGAGAAACAACACACAACGGGCAUUCUAGCCGGGGAAGUGGCGGCGGUGGUUGUGGUGGUGGUGGUGGGCACUGAAGAAGGAAAAAGCGGGAUAAGUGUCGAGCAAGUUUGCAGCCGGAGCUUUGUUACCCACACCCCACACGUAGGACCCUCCAGUGGACCCCCCUGUGGCCGCGGUCCAACAGUCUCCUUCGCCCGAUGAAUGGAGUUGCCUUCUGCCUUGUUGGAAUACCUCCAUACGCCUCCGAGCACCACGCGAAAGGGCGGAGGGAUGGUGUCUCGUCGACCGCCGACAACCCUCGGCCGCCGAUGGCGUCCAGGCCGGGGAGGGAGGGCCUCAGCACACCUUGGAAAGGCCCCCGGACGCUGGUCCUCCGCAAGAACUCUCAGGGUUUUGGCUUCACCUUGCGCCACUUUAUUGUUUACCCUCCAGAGUCCGCCCUGCACACUAACCUCAAGGAUGAGGAGAACGGCAAUGGAAAGGGGUUCCAGAAGGGAAGACUGGAGCCCAUGGACACCAUAUUUGUGAAAAAUGUGCGAGAGAAAGGUCCGGCACACCAGGCGGGCUUGUGCACAGGGGAUCGUCUGGUGAAAGUGAACGGGGAGAGCGUACUGGGAAAAACGUACUCCCAGGUGAUCGCCCUCAUCCAAAACAGUGAGUGUGUGCUGGAGCUUUCCAUUAUGCCAAAAGAUGAAGACGUGCUUCAGUUGGUAAGUGCCUACUCCCAGGAUGCCUACCUGACCGGCAACGAGCCCUUUUUGGGGGGAGCUGAGAACCUCCCGCCACCGCCGCCCCUGUGCUAUCCCUGCAGCAAGACCACGUCACCUGCAGGGGCACCGCCACCUGCUCCCAUGGGCCAAAACCAGCUGGAUAAUUGGAGUCGCUGGCCCGGUUCCCCCAGUCCCUCGUCACCCCUGGACAACCGUUCUACUGUCUGCAGCCCUGCCAGUUGGCAGGACGGGCAUUUGGGAGAGCUUGGCGGCAUGGGGCACAGCAGCCCAGCCCACCGCACCGAGGAGAUCCAGUAUGGUAUGACGGGCCAGCAGCCUCAGGGGCAAACCAGGGGACGCUCCUACUCGUCCUCCUCAUCUUCAGGAGGCCCUUUAUCAAGCCCCCUGCAGGUCCACUACCCCAACCACCAUGCGGCCAGCUCCACGCAGGCCCAUACUCGCAAGUCAAGCAGCUCGGCUUGGACCAGCCCACCGUUGCCCCACCUCAGUCACGGACACCCUGAACGCUGCCAACAGGCGCUGUCGGAGUGGUACUACAACCAAGUCCCCGAGCGCUCAGGGGGACGCAACAUACAGACGCGCCAGCGCAGCUACUCCCAGGACCGACUCAACGAUACCAGGAGGCAGCAGCGUCAGCAGCGAGUAGAUGGCUGGCCUCACAGCGCCUCCCAGGACACUCUGCUGUUACUUCAGCAGUCGGGACCAGGGCCACAUGGAGAGCCCUACUGGUCAUAUGGGGAGUGGGGUCCAGAUAGGGGCCAUCCUGCCUCGAACUACACUAGAACUCGCUCUGAAAAUCUGCUGGGACAGUAUGAUCGUCACGGACGCUCGUUAGAGAUGCUAGACCGAGCUGCAGCUGGACUGGUCUCGCCUCGGUGUGAGCGGUGGAACCAGCCGCCCAAGCCACCCCCUAGGACAGAUCUCCACCAAAAGCAUGGGGGUCAGUACCCUGCAAAACAAGCACCCCAGAUGCCUCGACACUCACAGCCAAACUCCAAAAACCCCCAGCAGGCGCCCCCAAAGAACCGGCGACUUCCUUCAGGCCAGAGCAUGGACGACCAGCCCGUUGGCUACCGCAGCUAUAGCCCCUCAUUCUAUCGUAAGACGGGCCGCAUCAUGCAGCAAGCCCAAUCUUUCAGAGACCCUUCGUACUCUGGCCCCCACCUCAACUGGAACACCAGCCCGCCAGAGGGUGCGCCAGCCACCUCACCCGCCCCCCUCCUCACCUCGCCUGAAUCCCAGGACAGAGCAUACAGGCCCACCAACCACGAGAGGGAGCGAGGGUCAACGGCGGAGGUGGUUGUGGCGCAGACCCAGGAAGUGGUAAUGCGGCAGAAGCCUCCCAGCGGACGGCGAAACGCCCACGGUAUGCGGCACCCCCACUACGCACUCCCGAUGGAUGGCCUGGAGCCCUCCUUGUUUUCUCCGGAGCCCCCAGACUCAGCACCCGCCUCCAGCUCCUCGGGAGAGACAGUGCCAUUUAAGGCAAACGGCAGCCUUGUCCCGCUGUCCCUCGAGGAUGACUCGCUGGCAUCCAUCCCCUUCAUCGAUGAGCCCACCAGCCCCGGUGCUGACUUGCGCGCCCGCCACGUGCCGGCGUCCUCCGUGGUCUCCAGUGGCAUGAGUUCGGCGCCCGCCGCGGUCUCCAGCCCCGCUUCCCCCACCUUCACCUUCCCCGCCACUAGGCUCUUCUCACAUGACUGCAGCGCUAUUAAAUCCGGUCGCCGUUCCUCCUAUCUUCUAGCCAUCACCUCCGAGCGAUCCAAGUCCUGCGACGAGGGGCUCAACACCUUCCGGGAGGAGGGACGCGUCUUCUCGAGGCUACCAAAGAGAGUCAAGAGCUUCUUCACAGAUGGGUCUCUGGACAACUUGGGGACGGAAGAGGAGAGGCGCUCUAAACGACACUCCACCUCGGAGCUGGGGAACAUCAAGUGCGACAUGCGACGACAAGGGUGGCUGCACUACAAACAGAUCCUCACGGAGAAGGGCAAGAAGGUGGGCAGCGGCAUGCGGCCAUGGAAGCUCUUCUUCUCGGUGCUGCGUUCCCAUUCGCUCUACCUGUACAAGAACAAGCGGGAAGCGGUGCUCAGCGGCGUCAACGUGGGGGGCGGCGCUGAGGACGAGCAACCCAUCAGCAUCCGGGGAUGCCUGGUGGACAUCGCCUACAGCGAGACCAAGCGCAAGCACGCCCUGCGGCUCACCACGCAGGACUACUGCGAGUACCUGCUGCAGGCGGAGAACCGUGAGGACAUGCUGGACUGGAUCAAGGUCAUCCGGGAGAACAGCAAGACCGACAGUGAGGAGUUUGGACAUUCCAGGCAGGCGCUCAUCAACAAGAAGCUAAACGACUAUAGGAAACAGAGCCCUACAGGAAGUAAGCCAGAUGCUUCACCCAGGAUGGCCCGCAUGAAGCCUCCCUUCCUGCUCGCCAAGACGGAGAACGCUGUGGGGAUGCCGCGCUCGCCCAAACCAGACGGCAAAGACGAGAGCAGCCCCCCCAAGUCUCCGUGGGGAAUUAACAUCAUGAAGAAGACCAAGAAGGCCGGCCCUAAAGCGUUUGGAGUGAGGCUGGAGGAGUGCCAGCCGGGAGUCAACAACAAGUUCAUCCCGUUGAUUGUGGAGAUCUGCUGCGGCCUGGUGGAGGAGAUGGGUCUGGAGUACACCGGCAUCUACCGUGUGCCGGGCAACAACGCCAUAGUGAUAAUGCUACAAGAGCAACUCAACAAGGGCGUCGACAUCAAUCCGGCAGAGGAGAAGUGGCAGGACCUCAACGUUGUCAGCAGUUUACUUAAAUCCUUUUUUCGGAAACUUCCAGAGCCACUCUUCACCAACGACAAGUACAACGAUUUCAUCGAUGCCAACAGACUGGAAGAUGCGUCAGACAGAUUGAAGACAAUGAAGAAGCUGAUCCGAGAUCUUCCAGAUUAUUAUUACCACACUCUGAAGUUCUUAGUGUGUCACCUGAAGACAGUGGCGGACCAUUCUGAUAAAAACAAGAUGGAGCCACGUAACCUGGCUCUGGUGUUUGGACCGACUCUGGUGCGGACGUCCGAGGACAACAUGAAGGACAUGGUGACACACAUGCCCGACCGCUACAAGAUAGUGGAGACCCUCGUCCAACAUUACAUCUGGUUUUUCAGCGACGAGCCCGAUAAGGAUGAAAAGACGCCGGUGGACACGGAGGACGUGCAGCCCGCCCCCAACAUCGACCACCUGUUGCCCAACAUCGGGCGGACAGCUCUGCUCGGGGACGCCUCAGACUCCACCAACAGUGACUCAGCCAAAUCAAAGGGCUCGUGGGGGUCCAAGAAGGACCUGACCGCCAAGGACAUCCUCACCCUGUCCAUCAUGUCCGCCGUCACGGGCCGCAAGCGCAGGAAGCGGCACGGCGCUCGCCGCGUGGGCAGCAGCACCGACGACGACUCGGAGCACGAGCCCGUCAAGGCGGGACACCUAGGGACCGAGGAGGAGGAGGAGGAGGAGGAGGCGGAGUUACCCGUGGGAGACACGGCUCCUCGUGCGGAGGUGGAGGAGGAUGACGAGGAGGAGGAGGAGGAGGAGGAAGAAGAGGAAGUCGUGCAAGCGGAGGUGAAAGAAGAGCCGGCGCCACCUGGUCCCAGCAAGGAGGAAGAGGAGGCAGGAGGAAGGUCGAGCCAAGCCAAGGAGCCGGCGUGGCGGGCGCCCGAGGACGCGCGCUCCAUCGUGUCGGGCUACUCCACCCUCUCCACGCUGGGGCGGAGCCUGGGCUACGAAGGAAGGGCUGAGGACGCCGACGACGAGCACAGCGAGCUGGUGAGCGAGACGGACAACGAGAGCGGCUUUGCCUCGCGCUCCCUCACGCAGGAGCGCCCCGAGAAGCGCAUGGCGGUGCCACCCCCCGUCCCGCCCAAACCCUCCACCCCAGCCGCCGUCGCCCCGCCGCCUUCCGCCGUCGUCACCCUCCCACCCGCCGCCGACUGCGAAGGAGGGGCGAGAUCCACCACGCCUUCGUCCUCGUCCUCGGCUCACAGGGUUCACUCGCGGCCGUCCUUCAGCUCGCACAAGCUGAUCCUGUGCGACACGCUCGCCCGCAAGAAGAUGAAGGGCGAAAAGGCUCGCUCGCUCGACCUGCUGCACGGCGCCGCGCAGGAUGUGAGCCCAAGGACGAGGCGAGAGUCCAGACCCCGCCCCUCCUCAGGAAGCAGCCAGGAGAGUCUUCGGACUCGGCCGGCGCCCAGCGAGGCCGCCUCCUUCGCGCCCGCCGCCAAGUCUCUCGCCGACCAGGUGCGCGCCCGCCUGCUGGGCUCGGCCGACGACCUGCGCAGCGUCGGCCUCCGCAAGCCCCUCUCGCCCGAGAGCCGCCGGAAGAGGCGGGCCUGGCGCCGCCACACGGUGGUGGCGUCCCCGACCGAGACGUGCGACAAGCAGCCGCCGCUGGCCGUCACAGAGUUCCCGCUCUCCCCCGCCGGCGCUAAGACGGAAGACGGCGGCGAGCGGGGGCCUUCGGGCCGCCACGCGCCCACCUCCAGGUUCCACCAGUACCUGUGAGUCCCGGUGGCGAGCGUCCGCGCCGAGCUGCGGGUCAGCAGACUGGCAGCACGCUAACCCUUCAAAAGGACGCCGCCAUCUUGUUUUGUUUCUAAACUCACGCUUGUUGUGUACAGCAGGGGGCGCCAAAGCUCCUUUCAACGUUGCCAAAGCUCCUUUUUGUUCUCUUCCUUCUUCACGUUCUUUCCAAAAUAACAAACAGCAGGCCGAGACACGCAGGUCUGCAAAAGUCUUGGGUCACAUCCAUCAACCAAUUCUGUCGUUUGUGCGGAUGGAAGUGCAGUACUUGCAAACCACCAGUGGGGGUGCUGUUGCAACUCUUUAAAAGAGCUCCUUUUCCUUACAAUUUUAAACGCAGUCAUUUUAAAAAAAGAUUUUUCUGAAACACUUUCCUGUCAUCGGAAAUUAGUAUUAAAUUUAGAAAAAACAUUUUUAAGGACUUUUUAUCGUACAAGUUAAGUAUAAUAGUAAAUGAUAACACACUUCCUGCUUCUUUUUGGUGGAUUUUCUUCAUAUAAAGACUACAAAAUGAAUGAAUAUUAGUAAGAAACAACAACUCAGUGUGACUCAGGACUUUUGCACACAGCAAAAUAUUCCCACCUUUUAGGAAAAAGGUCAACAAAAAUACAUUUCAUCACUUCCUGUUUCGCUCACGUGCUCAUUUAUUUUAUUUGUCUUUUGUAACAUUUGUACAAAGUUGUUUUUAAAGUUGUAAAUAUCAACGUUUGUUUUGACCUUUUCUUAAUAAUAAUAAUAAUAAUCUUUGUUUCUAUGGUUUACAAACGUGUGCACACAAACACACACGCCGUCAUUUCUCUCAAGACUUGAAAUGCUCCCUUAAUAUAUUGUUUGUUUAUAUUCACUAUAUAUAUAUGACAUAUAUAUAUAUAUAUAUAUACAUAUAUAUAUGUUUUGUAAGUAAGUCGUGCUGUGACGUCACAUGUCAGAUGAGUAGCGAGAUGCGACGAGACUUGACGUGUUUUUCCGACAAACUUUUUGUCCCGCCUCGUCUUUACGGAUCUACGUGAUCGGCAAACUGCUUUGGUGAGGUGGUUAGCACCGGGGGUGGAAAGAGGAGUAAAAGUAUGCGUCCUAAAAGUUGACUCCCGUUGAAAAAAUACCCCAGUAGUUCAGUUUGACUGUCAAUAACAGAGGAAACCAAAUUGUGUUGUCUAAAGGCUGGAAUUUAGACCGUUUACAAGUUGUGUGUGACUUUAAUGCUAAUGUGUGUACUUGACCCACUUUUUACAUACACACUAAGGGUGUGAAUCUUUGGGCACUGAACGAUUCGAUUCAGAAUCGAUUCCCGAUUCAAACCGAUUCCUCACAAUGUAUUGUUCGGUAUAAUAAUUAUUAUAAAACUUUUUCUAAAACCGGUUACUGGCUUUAAAGGCUCCUUCUGGUUGCAUGGAGAUGGUCGAAAAAUGUAUUUUUAAAAAUGUAUUUUUAAUUUUAAAAAAAUGUAAUUGAUUGAUUUUUUAAAAAUGAUUGAUUCAUACAGAAUCGGAAAUAAUAAGGAUCGCGAUUCUGAUGUGAAUGAAUUUUUUAGACGUGACGUACCACUCACAACGACAUUAAGGAGUUAACAUAGCAAUGCGCGCGCUAAAGUGCUAACAUAACGCUUACAUUUUAACGCAUGUUCGCUGACAAACAGCACAUGUACAACACCCACGUCUGAAGCUGACUGCUUUAUUUUAAGAUGUGUAGCGGAGCCUCUUUUUUUCAUUUUUUUUUUCAACAAAACCUUUGGGUUUUUCCAUUCAUGGCGUAUUUAAAUGCGGCAGCUUCAAAAGCAAGUGUUUGAGCGCCUCUUCUAGGGGAGACGAUGCACUUUACUCACGUUUGCCGCUCAUAAACCUACGGAGCCUUAAGGG